CCCAAACGACAUGACAGUUUCUCACUCUUCGUCAGGUUCAAUUGCGUACUCCUUCGAACAGACGACAAAGGCAUUGUGAACUGUCGCUCGUUCGUCCGAUGGACCACUACCCAGCGUCUCCCCCUCCGUGGGGUUACUUUGCGUCCCACGCCAUGCGAAGCGACGCUUAGACCGAGGGCAUGAUUGUCUGGCUGUGUCCGCCGGUCUUCCAAAGGACAGACGCGCCCAAGACUUUCACUCGACUCUCUCGCAAUGCAAUGCGAUCAAUUCUGAAAAAAAAAAAACCCAAAAAACUCCAUGACACUUCAACCGCGCAGACAGACAGGCAGAUUGACGGCAGCGCCCAUCUACGGGCGGAUGGCCGAAUAGGUAGCUGGCCCAGUUGCUCGACGGCCUUAGUAACUACUACCAACAGGAGCAGCCGAACAGGAACAGGAACAGGAACUGGGCCUGACUGGUGA
Messenger RNA from Colletotrichum destructivum, 461 nucleotides. RefSeq lists its product as uncharacterized. Bases 180 to 461 code for a protein of 93 amino acids. The transcript has a single exon. The record is from RefSeq and is a predicted model, not a curated record. NCBI's taxonomy places the organism in Eukaryota, Fungi, Ascomycota, Sordariomycetes, Glomerellales, Glomerellaceae.